Messenger RNA from Mirounga angustirostris (Northern elephant seal), 2840 nucleotides. Its product is annotated as CD177 antigen. Lineage: Eukaryota; Metazoa; Chordata; Mammalia; Carnivora; Phocidae. Gene Ontology annotation, cellular component: plasma membrane; plasma membrane raft. The record is from RefSeq and is a predicted model, not a curated record.
GGCCUGAUUGAGAACAGGAAAUGAACCUCACCCACCAACACUUUGUAUUUGUCACACCCAGAACUUCCUCUUUGAAGGCAGGAAGGUUUCAAAGGCCCCAGGGUUCUUUACCCCGGUUUCUCCCUUAAAGAAAUCUGUUAAAAAUUAUAGUAAAAAACACAUAACAUUAUAUUUACUACCAUUAGCCAUGAACCAGUGUACAUGCAGGGGUAUAUAUAUUCUCAUUGCCGUACAACGCAUCUCUAUAGCACCUGUUCAUUUUGUGACUGAGGAUCUGUACCCACAGCUCUGUGUUUCCUCCCCGUCUGCCCCACUGCCCCCACAGUUCUUUCCGUUUUUGAAAUGUCACUACUUUAGAUACACAUAUAAGAGGAAUCACAGGGUAUUUGUCUUUCUGUGACAUGUUCAUUUCACUUCGCAGAAGGUCCAGAAUUACCUUCUUUUCUAAGAUAGAAUAACAUUCUGUUAUGUAGAUGCCACACGUUCUUUAUCCAUUCCUCUGUGUGUGGACAUGUGGGUGCUUGACUCUGGAGAAGAACACUGCAACGAACGGGGAUGUGCAAGUAUCCUUUGUAACGUUGCUUCCAAUUCUUAUGGAUAUAACAUCGGGAGUGAGAUUGCUCCAUCAUGUGGAGUGCAGGCCCUGGUCUGUCAGCGGGGGACACAUAAGUCUCUGAGGAAUGUAUCGGAACUGCCCCUUGAGUGGACAACUGGCCAGGAGUUAUGUGAGGAUGGUUGGGGUUGCCAAGAUACGCUGAUCCUCAUUGAAAACGGACCCCGAGUGAGCGUGGUGAUCAACAAGGGCUGCACCUCAGUGGCGGAUCAGGAUGUCCUCAUCAGGGAGCAUAGUGCAGGCCCUGGCCUCACUGUCCUCUCUUACACCCAUGUGUGCCGGGAGAAGGACAACUGCAACAGUCUGUCCACCAACCUCCCACUCUGGAACCUACCCUCCACUGCAGAUCAGUGUGCUCGGACUGUUUUGUGGAACCUGUGGCUGAAUCCUCCCCCGCCGCGCCCCCUCCUGUACUCAGGCCCAGGUGACCCCUCCGGGGUUCUUGCCCCACCCCUUGGCCCUUGCUCUCUCCCUUGCCACCUGUCCCUGAUGCCCUGGCGUGCCUGCAAGAGAGGAGCCAAGGAGGGCGCGUUUGUGGGAGACUGGGGAGGUUGCUUCUUGGGACCAGCAAAGUGGCGGGGUGGGGUGGGGGGGCGGUGGAGAGCAGGCCCCCAUCAGAUCCAGAGCCCUUUCCUCGCCUCCCCAGGCCCGGGCUCCCUGAGGUGUCCAGUCUGCUUGUCUACAGAACACUGCGAGUCUGCCACAGAACCCUGCCCAGCUGGGAGCACGCACUGCUACCGUGGGGCAAUCGGGCUCAGGGAAGGAGGGCGCUUCAGCGUUCUGAGAGUCCAAGGAUGCACGUCCCAAGCAGGCUGCAACCUGCUCAACGGGAUUCAGAAACUCGGGCCCAUCCAAAUGAGCGAGGACUGCGGCCCCGGUGGUGAGUAUCAGCUCGCAAGAAGCCCCGCAGGGGUGGGGGACACAGGGAGGAGACGCGAGCGAUCUGAAUGGUUAUUAAGACCAGAUCCCUGGGCCUUUGGCGGCAGAUUACACAGACCCUUACACAGCAACUCCUUCUCCCCAGUUAGUCUGACCUGUCAACAGGGGGUCAUGUUGUACAGCAAUCAAAACCUGUCUCAGACGCCCCUCAGGUGGACCACAGAUCACUACGAGCUUUGUAACGUUGGGGAGGUGUGUCAGGAGACACUUCUGCUCGUCGAUGUAGGUACGUGGGCUGCACUCAGGGUCCCGAGCGUCCCCACCCUGGGUCCUGUCCCCGGAGAAAUGACAGCAGUGAUACCACCUCCCUUGCUGGGGGGUUGUCACGGUCCGUGCGGGGUGGGGGCGCUGGGCAAGAACAGAGCCAGCACAGGAACUGAAGGACGGCAGAGCUGGCCCUGGCCCCCGCCUUCCCCCUGCCCUCGGUGUGCCCCGGGCUCUAGAACUCAGGCACCUGCACUCACCCUCUGCCUGCCUGCUGAGCGUCAGGGAGCCCCCCUGGCUCUGCCUCCUGCCUUUGGUCAUCAGAGCCCCACUCCCCCAGCCCAGCUUUUGCUCUCUCGCCCCUUCCCCCCAGGACACAAAUCAAUCAUAGGAGGAAGCAAAGGCUGCAGCAAGGGCAAGAGGCAGGAUACCUACCUCACCGUACACUCGGGAGCCCCUGGAGUGCUGGUGGCCUCCUGUGCCCAUUUCUGCCCCUUCAACAGGUGCAACAGGGCCAGCAAUACCAGCGUCCUGCUGAACUCUCUCCCUCGUCCGGCUGCCCCUGCCCUGGGAAAUUUGCAGUGUCCCGUCUGUGUGAACAUCUUUGGAUCCUGCCCAGAAAACCCCCAAAAUGUUAUGUGUCCCAGUGGCACCACUCAGUGUUACAGUGGUUACAUUCAGAUCCAGGAGGGUGGGAUACAGUCUGAAUUGAACGUUCAGGGCUGCGUGACCCAAGCUUCCAGCUCCUUGUUGAACCAUGUCCGGAAAAUUGGGGUCUUCUCUGUGACUGAGAACCCUGAGGAAAAGCUGGAUGUUAUUCUCCAAGCUGGAGCAGCCCCCGUGCCCUUACUGGCUUGGGUGGUGGGGCUUGGACUAUCCCUAGCCCUCUGGUGUGGGAUGCCUCUCUGCUGACCCCAUUCCCCUAUGAUUCUUAACUCCUUGCUGACCCCCUAAACCAACCUUCCUUCUGACCUCAUAACCAAACAGCCUUGGACACUGAAUUAUUUCCUUGUCCUCUCCGUGAAUCAUCAUCCCUCAGCACACCCACAUACCUCAUGGCCUGAUAACAACAUAUAGAAGCAGC